AUGAACUCCUUAGUUGCGUAUGAUGAUUCGGACUCUGAGACAGAUAUUGGCAAAUCUGAAGAUGCUGUUAGCAGUGAAGUGAAUCUUGCAAAUCCUGCUGCGAGUACUGUUGGGUCCAGGAGUGGAUUUGACGCAAUUUCUGAGAGCCAAAUCCAAUCUGUAGACUACACGUCUGGUUCCAAAAAGAACGUCUUCCACAAUGAUCCCCUUUUGUGUCAUGUGCAGGCUAAUAAAAAGUCUUUGGCAGUAGCAUGUCAUGCUGCGUUACAAAUGGCUACUCGUAGUCCAGAGCAAUCGUUGAGUCCUUUGCAGAAACCUCAAGUACUUUCUGAAAAUGAGAGUUAUUCUCAGAAGAGGGCCCACGGGGACAGUGGUGUUACUUUACAAGGGUUGAGACCCUACAUUCCUAAAAGACUGAGAAAGGAAAAAAAUCCUGAAGCCGAAGAUGGUGGAGAGAGCAUAAGUAACUCAGCCAACCUUGGUGUUGCAGGAGAUGGCAUGUCUAUUAACAUUUCCAAAUACAUCAUGCCGUACAUAGGAUCCAAAUACGGGGCAACAGCAAUUCCCACAAACUUGGUGUUCCAUAGGCGUGAGCAUGGAGGUCCCAUCAACGUUGUCCGAUGGUGUCCUGUACAGAAGUGGAGCCACAUGUUGCUGUCUGCAUCUAUGGAUAAAACUGUCAAGGUUUGGGAUGCUGUGGACCGAGGCUGUUGCUUAAAGACAUACUCUUGCCACUCCUCUGCCGUUCGAGAUGCCCAGUGGUCCUCUUCUGGAAGCGGCAUUCUCAGCGGGGGCUUUGAUUCAAUGCUUCAUUUAACAGAUGUUGAGACAGGCUCACAGGUAUUUAGUGGGAGGAGUGAGUUUCGCAUUGGCACCCUGAAAUUUCACCCUGCUGAUCCUAAUGUUUUUAUUUGUGGAGGAUUUAGUCCAGAGGUUAAAGCGUGGGACAUAAGGAUUUGCAAGGCAAUUAAAGUGUACAAGGCUGCAGUGCAGCAAACCUUGGAUCUCAUGUUCCUCCCUGAAGGAAAAGAGUUCCUCACCAGCACGGACGCGGUGAGCCAAGAUUCAGCUGACCGCACCAUCAUCGCUUGGGACUUCCAAACAGGCGCAAAGAUCUCCAAUCAAAUUUUCCACGAGCGCUAUACCUGUCCCUGUCUAACUCCUCACCCGAAAGAUUCCGUCUUUGUGGCUCAGACAAAUGGAAACUACAUGGCCUUGUUCUCGAGCCUUCGACCCUACCGCAUCAACAAGAGGAAGAGAUACGAAGGGCACAAAGUUGAAGGGUUUGCUGUUGGCUGUGAGUUCUCUCCAGAUGGAACGCUGCUUGUGACCGGGAGCUCGGAGGGCAAAGUGUUUUUCUAUAGCUAUCGUACGGCUCGAAUCGCGCGCACGUUGCCCGCGCAUGGGUCAGCCUGUACAAGUGCCACUUUUCACCCAGUCCUCCCAUCCCUUCUCGCGACCUGUGCUUGGGACGGAGAGAUCAAGAUAUGGCAGUAA
Euleptes europaea (tarantolino) is the source of this 1497-nucleotide messenger RNA. It is a transcript of the gene WDR25, whose product is annotated as WD repeat domain 25. The transcript is spliced from 6 exons. Gene Ontology annotation, molecular function: protein binding. The record is from RefSeq and is a predicted model, not a curated record. The coding region runs from base 1 to 1497 and encodes 498 amino acids. Lineage: Eukaryota; Metazoa; Chordata; Lepidosauria; Squamata; Sphaerodactylidae.